This is a messenger RNA of Cooperia oncophora, 450 nucleotides long. NCBI's taxonomy places the organism in Eukaryota, Metazoa, Nematoda, Chromadorea, Rhabditida, Trichostrongylidae. The record is from the annotation of a GenBank genome assembly.
AUGAUUCAGCAUCUAUUCUUCUUCGUACUUCUUUCGACGGCGGCUAGUUACCAAAGGAUUGACACAAAUGCUCUUAUGAAUCAGAUGUUCAAAUUAACCAAAGAUGACUUCCGAUAUACCGACAAAUUGCUGAUAGAACACGAUCUUCCUACUACCGAUGAUGGGUAUUUUCGUUGGUUAGCUACGAACGAAUUCGUGAAGAAAGAUAAUCCCUGUUUCCAAGAAAAAAUGCAAAAUUUCUGGAAGUUUCGCAAAGAAGCGAAGGCAUCUGGGCACGAGCAGGCUGCAAAAAUGAUCGAUGAUAUAUGGAUGAUGGCGAAUGAUGUGCGACGUAAAAGCAUGGGUCCUGUUGAAGAGACUAAAGUGGUUCGCGAUUGGUGGAUUACGAUAGAUCAGAGCGCUCGCAAUUAUCUCAUUAGGAAGUUCCCCGCGCUCAGAUCACUUUGGUGA